CCCGUUGGGCGGAAGAUGCGUCACAGCCCGACACACACAUCCAGGCUUUUGGUGGGAAUAUGAGUUCACUCCUCGCAUGUUUACCUUAAGAUUAAAAGCAUUAAUAUGUGUUCUGUGAUGUCUAAUGUGAUGCCACAGUGAGCGGCGAUGUGUCCGGUAUAUAACCGUGUUAAAGGUUGCUGUGUAACGGAGCUGCAGGAGGCUUUAAAUCAGGAAGAGUUCAGUGUGUCUAUUGUCUGCUAGCGUGCUCUCCCGGUCUGUGACCGACAACAGACUGACAACAGACUGACUCUACUGCAGUUUAACAGACUGACUCUACUGCAGUUUAACAGACUGACUCUACUGCAGUUUAACAGACUGACUCUACUGCAGUUUAACAGACUGACUCUACUGCAGUUUAACAGGCUUUAAUGUUCAGCCACUACAGGGACUUUAUGUGUAUGUGUUGUUUAGUUGGUUACGAUAGAGCUCGGUUGGCAAAACAAUAAUUAAAGCUCAUUAAUCAGUCUGUCUGGAACCUGUCAAGAGUCAGAGAACCAACAUGCCAGAGAUACAACUCAAACACGUCGUUUCCUGCAGCACCGAGGACUCAACUCACAAGGCCGACAACCUGCUGAGCUCUGACACCUACAGAAAGUGGAAAGCAGCCAGACCCGGGGAGAAGCAGACCUCUGUCAUUCUGCAGUUGGAGAAGGAGGAGCAGGUGCACAGCAUUGAUAUUGGAAAUGAAGGGUCAGCUUUCAUCGAGGUGCUGGUGGGGAACUCUUCAGCUGUCAGAGACCAGGACUAUGAGGUUCUCUUGGUCACGUCUUCCUUCAUGUCCCCCACGGAGAGCCGUAACGGCACCAACUUGAACCGGGUGCGUUUCUUUGGGCCCCAGCAGCUGCAGAAGAGCACCGCACAGGAGAAGUGGGACAGAGUGAAGAUAGUGUGUAGCCAGCCAUACAGCAAGAACAUAGCUUACGGACUGGCCUUCGUUAAGUUUCAUUCACCGCCUGACAAAAAUGAUCCUCCUCCAACAACCCCCCCGAAACUGACAAAGCUGGGACAGUUCAGGGUGAAGGAUGAGUCUCCUUCAGCUGGUCCCAGCCUUCAGCCCGGCAGCCUCUUCUUCAGUCGGGACAAUGCAACAAAGUCUAGCACUCCACUCAAAGUGUCUCCUCAGAGUGAGAAGUUGAGUUACGCUGCUGCUGCCCUGCAGGCUGGUGGCAGCUCCCACUCGUCAGGACAUGCUUCCUCCUCCAGCUCUGCCUCACCACAGCCACCAGCAAAAAGAAAAUUUGAGUUCAGUAAAGAGCGGCAGUCUGCCUCCGGCCCUCCAUCCACGAAGAAAAUGAGCCCAGCUGGCUCACCUGAGGGUAAAGCUGCGACCUCCAAACACAAGCCGAGCCCAGCCAGCACGCCGAGCCCCAGCACCACGAAAGCUUCCCCGGCACAGAAGUCCGCUGACAAGAAGCGGGAGAGCCAAUCUAAACCGGAACCUAAAGCCAAACCACAGAAAGCUAAUGUGCAGCAGGUCCCAUUCAAACGGAUGAUGGAGGGGGUCGUGUUUGUCCUCAGCGGCUUCCAAAACCCCUUCAGAGGGGAGCUGAGGGAGAAGGCUAUGGACAUGGGAGCCAAAUACCAAACCGACUGGACAGCCACCUCCACACACCUCAUCUGUGCCUUCGCCAACACCCCUAAGUACAGCCAGGUGAAAUCAGCAGGGGGCAUCAUCGUACGGAAGGAGUGGGUAAUGGACUGCCAUAAGAGGAAACAGAAGCUCUCCUAUAAACGGUAUUUGAUGGAUGGAGCGGAGUCGAGCUCGGAGAAUGAAAUGGAAGUGGACGACCAGAGUGACGAGGAAAUGAACACAAAGGCGCCACAGAAGCAGGAGAGACGAGUGACCCCCAAAAAGACACCAGAGAAGAAGAAUGAAGACGAUGAGUAUGCCGGCUCCACUGAUGUGGACGAACCAGGAGGCGGUGAUGAUGAGUCUGCCGUGGACACGGAGGACGAGCUGCAGAGGGUGGAGAAUGAGAGCAGACAGAAGAAAGCAGCAUCAGGAGGGAAGACGGUGAAACAGGAGGAUCCGUACGGGGGGUCGACAGAUGAAAACACAGACGCUGAGGCUGAAGAAGAUCACCCCAUCCCCGAGCUACCAGACUUCCUGAAAGGAAAGCACUUUUUCCUCUAUGGUAAAUUUCCUAACAACGAGAGGCGCCUGCUGUUGCGAUACAUCGUCGCCUUUAACGGACUGAUUGAGGAGUACAUGACGGAGAAGGUGCAGUUUGUGGUGACCAGUGAAGGAUGGCACGACUCCUUUGAAGACGCGCUGAUGGAGAACGGGAAUCUGAACUUUGUCAAACCCGCGUGGAUUUACGCAGUCAAUGAACGGCAAAAGUUACUGCCCUAUCAACCCUACUCCGUCGUCCCCUGAACAACACACUGUGUGUACACACAAAGGUGUGCGCAGACACGCUUACACUUCAUAUCCUGACCAAUGGGGAAAGCCAUAGACACAUUUUUUAUUCUUUUUCAAAUUCAUCGCUUCACUUACAUAAAAGCAAUACACCGUUUGUAGUUCAUUAAUGCCUUUUCCACUGACUUUAUACUUGCUAUUCAUGAAAUGUUCUCAGUCCUCAGGUGUUUUCAACACAGAUGUUCUCACCUUUCGGCCAAGAUGGGAAAAAUGUAUUUUUAAUGGUGUCUGUUGAGGUUAAUGUUUGGAUAAGGUUUAGAUUUAUAUUAGCUUUUUUUUAUUUGAAGGUUGUUAGCUCUAGCUUGGCCAGAAAGUAACAUCUUCAUCAUCAGCGCGCCCUUGGUGAACAAAGCACACCGUCUGUGCUUCUGGACUUGUUUGAAUCCCUCGGUUCCUGUGCUGCAGUUAGCUGCUGCUCACCACCGGCUACCUCAGGCUCUGUCUGGAAAUGAGUUAUCACCCGGUCCUGACUGCCAGCGGCACUGAUAAGACUCUGACUUGUGUAAACGGGCAGACCCUUAUGAGAGCAGCCCAAAGUCAGGGGAAAAGUACCAUUUAUUAAAGACUGCAGCCACAAAAUGCAAAAAAAACAGGACAACUAAAUUCUGCAAAUGAAAAUGAAUAGUGUGGGGGGGGGGGGGUUGAUUGUUUUUCUCCUUUUAUUGUAUUGAAUGCCAUGAGUGGGGAAAAUGAUGGAUUUCUAUGUGUUGUGAAAGUUAGAUAAAUCUGAGUUUGUGGUUUGGUUUUAUUCAUGUUUGUGGAAUUAAUAUGAUGGAGAUGGACCGGCUCGGCAGAUGUGAGGACGUAAAACGGACGUCAGUGUUUUGCGUCACUUGAGAUUUCCAAGAUGCUUGUUAAGACACGUAGAGCUCACUGUCUGCUUGCUUGUCCAAAGCAGCUUGUUUCUCUAUCUUCAACUCUUUUUUUUUGUUGUUCUUAUACUACUUAAUUAUUUUGUCUAAAUAAAAAUUAGAUUUUUGUAUUAA
Messenger RNA from Sebastes umbrosus (honeycomb rockfish), 3447 nucleotides. It is a transcript of the gene xrcc1, whose product is annotated as X-ray repair complementing defective repair in Chinese hamster cells 1. The record is from RefSeq and is a predicted model, not a curated record. Bases 542 to 2419 code for a protein of 625 amino acids. Gene Ontology annotation, molecular function: damaged DNA binding. The transcript is spliced from 17 exons. Gene Ontology annotation, cellular component: nucleus. Lineage: Eukaryota; Metazoa; Chordata; Actinopteri; Perciformes; Sebastidae. Gene Ontology annotation, biological process: base-excision repair; single strand break repair; double-strand break repair via nonhomologous end joining.